AUGAAGUUCACUAUCUCCGCCGUCCUUGCCCUGGCUGUCUCCGCCACCGCCAUGUCUCUCUCUGAGUCCGCCGCCCUUGGUGGUGCUAAGGACCAGUGCACCUCUGGCGACAUCGCUUGCUGUGAUUCCAAGGAGGAAAUCUCUGCCGAUGGUAUUCUCGGUAACCUCCUGGCCAAGGGCGCCCUAAACGGCCUCCUCGGCAACGACAAUGCCGCUUGUGCUAAGGCCAGCCUGAUUGACGACGUCAACGUCCUUGCCUUAACCGAGGACACCGACACUGGCCCCUCCUGCAAAAACAUCAUUGCUUGCUGCCCUAAAGGCAAGGGAAAGUGCACUGCCAUCGACAACUCAGAAUAA
This is a messenger RNA of Penicillium samsonianum, 357 nucleotides long. RefSeq names its product hydrophobin family protein. Gene Ontology annotation, cellular component: fungal-type cell wall. The record is from RefSeq and is a predicted model, not a curated record. NCBI's taxonomy places the organism in Eukaryota, Fungi, Ascomycota, Eurotiomycetes, Eurotiales, Aspergillaceae. Gene Ontology annotation, molecular function: structural constituent of cell wall. The transcript has 3 exons. The coding region runs from base 1 to 357 and encodes 118 amino acids.